AUGUGGGUGAACGAGCCCGUGGAAGAACAGCAUGCAUGGACGGCAGUUGACUUUCAGCCUAGGAACUUGGAUGGCACAGGAUGGAGGGGAGAGGAGGGAAAGGGAAAGAUGGUCAGUCAGAGUGAUAAGGCGAGGGAGAAGGUGUUUCCAACCAAGGAGGAAGAAGCAACGCCGAAGCAACGUGGCUUAUGCAGGGAGAAGACGAGGCAUGUAUUCCUUCCGCUCCUUGCAAAGGCGAAAAGGUGCCAUUGGACCCUUUCUUUCCCUCUUGGCCUUAAACGGGAAGAGGCUAAAAUGCUCCAAGUUCUCAACUCCCACCAAGAGCCACCAGUUGUCGGCGCCUCUCGCAUAUCCCUCAACUCGUCGCCACCCAACACCGUCACUCCACAUUCCAAUAUCACGACGCCUUGCAUUUCCUUGGACAACCAGUUUCCAGGAGUCUGGAAUUCCUCGACUCAUGGUUUCUUUUCACGUGUCCCGGCCUCCACUUCACCCGCUCUGAGUCUGCACGACAUGGCCACAUGUUUUGUUUUUGACCCGGGGACUCGGGAGCCGUUGGUUGCACAGGGACAACCACUAUCGUCGAAUAUGGAUGCCGUGCUGAAGGGUCUUGUCCUCGCAAGACUUCUCUGCUCAAUAUUCUCACGAGACAUUGGCAUACACAUACGUACAUACAUUCACCGACGGGUUAUCUGCUGCGUUGGUCCACGGCAAACUGUGUGGGCACGUAACGCAUCCACCGUAAAGACCGCUAUGCCUCCUCCGUCCCUCGAUCAACGACGGCUCGUUUCCCCCUCUACAUUCCGCACGUUGCACAGCCAAGCUUCUCGUCUCGCGCUCCAGUGUUUCUUGUCGCCGUUGCACAAGAACGUAGAGGAAACUUCCACACCAACGACAAUUUCUGCUAACAGGGCGGGGGCAAUAGACUACACCAAGAGAGGUCAUCGCCGUUCUCGAAAACGUGCUUCGCAGCAUUGCAACAAGCGGCCCCCGUUAAAUUGUCCGAAUUCAGCCGCAGGAGAUAGUCCCCGCUACGGCCAUGAGGGAAGAAUGAUGAAUGGAAAUGUGAAAAGUGGCCACGGCUCUUGCGAGACAUCGCCAGACCAUCCGGUUUCCUGGCUCCAGAGUCCCAUUGCUCGCCAACGCCUCUUCGCCCUUUCGCCUCUCUCUUCCAUGUCGACUCAGGAGUGUGAGGGGCGGCCGUCCAAGAGGCAAGCCAGGCCAGACACCCACAUACGUCGACCCGUAUUGCAUGAGAGGAAUGACUGGCGUUCAGGGGAAAAGCAUCGCAUACGGCUGGACCUGAGAAUCGUCAUUUCAAACAUUCCAGGUGGGAAGGGAGGUGGGACAUCCAAUGCCGCUCAUAUCGAUGGAAGUGGGCAAGAGGCGACAGGAACAGCAUUCUUGGUCCUCACGACGAGAAGCUUUCAAAUACAGCCAAGAUUCUCCUCCCAGAUUGUCGGUUUUCCUCCUUCUCUCCACCGCGCUUCGACUCACACUCGCUUCUCCUUUUCGUCCGUCUCAACCUGGUUCUUCUCCCGGGGGCAAGUUGGGCAGUCAUUCGUUCUUGUUGCUUGGUUCUUGCUUGCGCCUGUCACUCUCUAG
Colletotrichum lupini is the source of this 1605-nucleotide messenger RNA. RefSeq lists its product as uncharacterized. The transcript has 7 exons. Lineage: Eukaryota; Fungi; Ascomycota; Sordariomycetes; Glomerellales; Glomerellaceae. The record is from RefSeq and is a predicted model, not a curated record. The coding region runs from base 1 to 1605 and encodes 534 amino acids.